Messenger RNA from Ornithorhynchus anatinus (platypus), 2329 nucleotides. RefSeq names its product R-spondin 1 (gene RSPO1). NCBI's taxonomy places the organism in Eukaryota, Metazoa, Chordata, Mammalia, Monotremata, Ornithorhynchidae. Bases 815 to 1615 code for a protein of 266 amino acids. The transcript is spliced from 6 exons. The record is from RefSeq and is a predicted model, not a curated record.
AUUCCCUCUCUCCUGCGGAAGGAGAGCUUCGGGGAAGGACAGAUGCCCAGAGACAGAAGCGGGGAGCGGCGGAGCAAAGGAGAGCGAGUCCAGAGGCAGAGAUAAAGGCGGAGCCACAGAGACAGAGGGUGAAAGGCGAGACCCGAGGGGAGACUGCACGGGACGGAUGGACCGAGCUGGGCCCCGAGGGGUACGAGCCCGCUCCCCUGGUCUGGGGACUGAAUAAAACCGGAGGAGGAGGAGGAGAUCUCUGGACCGAGGGAGCCCGUCUGACUGGCCCCGGCCGGGACGCGCCUCGCCUCCCGUUAGCUCCAAGAAGCAGCCCAGGGGUUCUGGGCCGGGACUCGCCCACCGUUAACCGCGGAGGAUACGAAGAGCGCGGAGAGCUGCGGAGAGAGCAGAGAGGUGGGGAGAGCUGCGGAGAGGAGGGCGGAGGAGAGCGGCCGAGCCCGGGACAGGGUCAGCCUCCCCAGUCCAUGGAACGCGCUCCAGGCCACCGCUCUCGGAUGUGACGGCCCCGGAGUCUCAGCGGCCGGGGGUGGGGGGAGCGUCUCCAGACCCCCGGGGUCCCUAUGGGGUGACCACCGAGCCAGCCUCCCCGUCGCCUCCGUCUCCCCCUCCUGAGAUUAUGCUGGGAGCCUACGGUCCGGUCCCUGGAACCCACAGACUCUCCUGGCUCAGCAAGCCCCGUGGCCAUUAGCAGAACCACUGACGCCUUACUCGACCCCAGUCCACCCCUUCCCCAGCCCUCCCCCCCCCCAAUUCCCCUGGAUAACCCCCUCCCGAUAGAAGACCCCGGCGCUGGGAAGUUACUAUGCAGCUUGGACUAUUUGCAGUGCUGGUGAUUCUGAGCUGGACGGACCUAGCUGGAGGCAGCAAAGUGGCAAAGGGCAAGAGGCAGAGGCGAAUCAGCACAGAGGUGAGCCAGGGCUGCGCUAAGGGCUGCGAGCUGUGCUCCGAGUUCAACGGCUGCCUCAAGUGCUCCCCCAAGCUCUUCAUCCUGCUGGAGCGGAACGACAUCCGGCAGAUCGGGAUUUGCCUGCCGUCCUGCCCUCCAGGAUAUUACGACGCUCGCAACCCUGACAUGAACAAGUGCAUCAAAUGCAAAAUCGAGAACUGUGAUGCCUGCUUCAGCCAAAACUUUUGCACAAAAUGUAAGGAGGGUCUGUACCUGCAUAAGGGUCGCUGUUACCCGGAUUGCCCCAGCGGCUACUCUGCAGCCAAUGGCACGAUGGAAUGCAGCAGCCCUGCAGCACACUGUGAAAUGAGCGAGUGGAGCUCCUGGGGCCCAUGCUCCAAGAAGAAGAAACUGUGUGGCUUCAGGAAGGGCACGGAGGAGCGGGCACGGCGGGUCCUGAAUGCCCCCACGGGGGACAGGUCUGGGUGCCCGCCUGCCCGCGAGGUCCGGAGAUGCACGGUACAGAAGAGCUUGUGCCCAGAAGGGCCCAAGAGGAGGAAGGACGAGCAAGGCAAGAGGGAGAACGGCAAUGGGAACCACAACAGGAAGGAGGCCAAGGAGGCCCGGUCUGGCUCCAGGAGGCGGAAGGGGCAGCAGCAGCAGCAGCAACAACAACGAGGGACGGUGCUCCCCCUCACACUUGCUGGCCCUGAUUAGCUGUUGACCUUUCACCUUGGGGCUGAGACGGCGAGAGUCCAAUGCUGCUAUGUAUAUGAAAGCUUUCCUGAACUGGAGCACUGCGCGUGUGCACACACACGCAUACACACACACAACUGAGGACACACUCCCCCAGAGUCACACACACACACACACGUCAUCAAAGACCCCAGACCCCCGUGGAGGCAUCACUUGAGAUGGGAACCCAAAGAGGCCUAAACACCCACACAUACCGACACACACACUCUCUCUCUCUCUCUCUCUCUCUCUCCCUCUUUCUCUCACACUUCAAGAAGGAAAACAAUCCAAGAAACAAGUAUCCCCUCGGACUUCACAGAGUGAAAACAAAGGGGAAGAUUGUCUUCACUGCAAAGAGAAGGCAGCGAGGCCUCCAUUCAGAUUUCUGUUCAGCACAGAAGUUGAGGAGAAAACUCCAUUGAGAAGCAAAACCAAACCCAAGACCGACGAGGCCUUGGCGGAGGGACAGAGCGGAGGAGAAUGAUUGGGUGACAGCAUGGAAGGGUCCAGGACCGCCCGGGGAAGGUGUUACCACAGCCCUCCCACCCCUUAACCCUGUUCAUUUUGUGUUUUCAGCUCUAUGACGUUAUCCUUGAAGAAUAUAUGUUAAACGUUUGUGGUAAGAUGUCAGGGAUGACGACCCUGAAAACUGCUUAAAAAUUUUAUUUCAAAUUAAAAAACAAAACAAAACCAACA